Molecule: messenger RNA, 4658 nt
Organism: Strigops habroptila (Kakapo)
Lineage: Eukaryota; Metazoa; Chordata; Aves; Psittaciformes; Psittacidae
Gene: HS3ST3B1
Product: heparan sulfate-glucosamine 3-sulfotransferase 3B1
Exons: 2
Coding region: 174-1235 (353 amino acids)
Molecular function (GO): [heparan sulfate]-glucosamine 3-sulfotransferase activity
Source: RefSeq, a predicted model, not a curated record
CGCCUUUGCCUGCGCUGCCGGGCGGCGGGAGAGCGGCGCUGAGGCGGGCGGGCAGCGCCCUGCACACACGGUCCCGGGGCCGUGCGGAGCUCGGGGGUGCCCAUGCGGCGCCGGGCAGAGCCGAGCGGAGCCGGGCGAGCUCCAGCCAUGCAUCCCGGCGCGCCCGCGGGCACAUGGGGCAGCGCUUGAACCGCUGCCUCGAUGUCCCCGUGGCGUUGCCGCCGCUGAGGCGGAGGUUGCUGCUGCUCUUCAUCAUGCUCUUCCUCUGGCUUUACAUGUUCUACUCCUGCGCCGGCUCCUGCGCCGGGCUGGCCACCCGCGGCUCCCCCGCGCCGCCCCGCGCUGCCCCGCCGCUUGCCCAGCUGCUGCCGGGGGAGCCGGGCGAGGAGAGCAGCCUGGAGGAGCAGCGGGCAGCGUCCGACGCCGCCGGCCCCAUCUCCAGCUUCUUCAACGGCUCCGGCACCAAGCGGCUGCCGCAGGCCAUCAUCAUCGGCGUGAAGAAGGGGGGGACGCGGGCGCUGCUGGAGUUCCUGCGGGUGCACCCCGACGUCCGCGCCGUCGGCGCCGAGCCCCACUUCUUCGACCGCAACUACGAGCGGGGACUCGCCUGGUACAGGGACCUCAUGCCCAGGACCCUGGAGGGGCAGAUCACCAUGGAGAAGACCCCCAGCUACUUCGUCACCAAGGAGGCCCCGGCACGCAUCUCCUCCAUGUCCAAGGGCACAAAGCUCAUCGUGGUGGUGCGGGACCCUGUGACCAGAGCCAUCUCAGACUACACCCAGACGCUCUCCAAGAAGCCCGACAUCCCCACCUUUGAGAGCCUGACCUUCAAAAACAGGACUACGGGCCUGAUCGACACCUCGUGGAGCGCCAUCCAGAUUGGCAUCUACGCCAAGCACCUGGAGAACUGGCUCCUCUACUUCCCCAUCGGGCAGAUCCUCUUUGUGAGCGGGGAGAGGCUCAUCAGCGACCCCGCGGGGGAGCUGGGCCGGGUCCAGGACUUUCUGGGCCUCAAGAGGAUCAUCACUGACAAACACUUCUACUUCAACAAAACCAAGGGCUUCCCGUGCCUGAAGAAGGCAGAAGGCAGCAGCAAACCCCACUGCCUGGGCAAGACAAAAGGCAGGACCCACCCCAACAUAGACCAGGAGGUGGUGCAGAGACUGCGGGACUUCUACCGGCCCUUCAACAUGAAGUUCUACCAGAUGACGGGGCAGGACUUCGGCUGGGACUGAGCCUGGCGUGGGAAAAAUCCUCUGUAAUGACUUUCCCGGCACGGUUUGCGUAUAUAAAGAGAUAUAUAUGUAUGUAAAAUGUACAGAAAUCUAUUUUAUAAUAAUUUAUUUUUAAUUCCUAAGCAAUUAAUUCACUAAGCUGCCUAACCGCACUGGCUAGAACGGUAGCCCGUAACCUGUUUAACAUUCCACGGUGUUUAAUUCUAAUUUGUCUCUCCUUAUUUUCUCUUCCCCCUCUUCUGUUUUCUCCUCUUUUCUUGGUUUGGUUUGUAACAGACGGUGCUUCCAUUUUUCCUAAAGAAAAUUUGUAUUUAAGAACAUCAACAAAAGCGAGGGUGGGACAAGGGAGGGACAGGGAGGGAAAGCACAAGGUUAUUUUUGUUACGGGUACCUGGCCUUUAUAAACACUUGCUUUCCCUAUUCCAGUGUCCCAGUCUCUGCUCCGGUGUUGUGACCCCUCAUCCCACAGCUUCCUGGUUAGUCCCACAGCCUCAGGGGGGGUUUCUCUGGGGCUGGGCAUCUCCCUGCAACCCACAUACCUCUGCUGAGCACCAGCAGCGUGUUUUACCAGUGGCUGUGCAGCACAGGGAAUCCCAAGCCAUACAGCUCCUGCUCCACAGCCCAGGGCUCUGCUGGGAGGGUAAGGAGCUCUUGAGAAGCCACAGAGCCUGUUGCAUGGGCAGAGCUGUCUCCUCAGUACACUUUUCCUCCUUGCCUUUUGUCAAGGAGGCUCUUUCCCACGAUCCCUCUAUGCAUUUUAAAUCGUUACUGCAGGACAAGUGGAAGAAUACGUGUAUGUGUAUGGGACACGCUCGGUGCUGGCAUCAGUGACCUGCAAGAAGUGUCGCUCCAGGCCUGCCCAUGCCCAUGGGGCAAUCCUGGAAGAUGGCUUUCAUCCACCAAAGACACCAUCAGCACCACGGAGCCAUGGGAAACACCCAGGUCUCUGCUUGGCACCAUCCCCAGCACGGAGGGUGUUCCAGGACAUGGUGCAGGCAGCGCUGCCUCCAGCCCUGUGGCCGCCGGAGCAGCUCCUGCUGGUUGAGACUGGAGCACAUCAGUCUGGGCGUUCUUGAUUCCUGGUUCAACGCCCUAUCCAUGGUCUCUCCCAAGGAGCUGUGCUUGCCUAGAGCCAGGAAGAAGUGCUGCUUUGCCAACAAGGAUGGAUCUAGAAAAGCAUGGGGGGUCUGGGCUGUAUUUGGGAUGUUGCUGGUACCCGAUGCCCUGGGUGAGGGCAGGGGUGGCAGGACAGGAGGUUUCAAGCACUUGCUCAUCAACCCUGGUACAAUACCAUGGAAAUCCUUCCCCUCAAGUGGACCCAAAUGCUUUGGGACUUUAGGACAGGUUUGCGGGGCUGUCCUGAGAGCAUUAGCCAUGUUUUGUGUGCUCAGGUUUCAAUAAGCACCAUGUGUGUCCACUGCCUUAUCCUUGCUGUCACAGGUUCUGCUAGCUUGACUGGAGCGUUUUCAGAGCAAGGUGGCAGCAGAAGUGAUUUUCUCCUUGAAUUUUGAGCAGAAGCAUGGGGCUGUGUUGACUUUGGGCAACAAAACCCCACACACCUCACCUGCAGCACUGCAGUGGUGUGCUGCACCGAGUGUGGAGUUCACUGGGUCAAUCUCAUGGUGUUACUGUGGGAGUACUGCAUAAAGCAGGCAGUGUGAGUAAAACUAAACGGCAAAUGUACCAAUGGGCACAGCAUCUGUCAGGUGAGUUGAUGCUCUGGUUUCAUGCCCAUUGCCGGUAUAAAAGGUGCCCUGCUCUCCCCAGUCCCCAAUAGCAAACCACCUUUGAGCCAUGCCCAGCUGUGGUGGGGUGCAUUCAGUUUCAUCUUCCAGAUGUUUUCUUUACUUCUGCUGCCUCCUUGCUCUUGCCUGCCCCUUACAGCUCUCUGCUGUGGCUGCUGGGUGAUGCAAAGGCUCUUUGGAGCCUGGGCUGCUCUCCCUGGGCCUUGAUCUGGUCCUGCACAGACAGAUACAGCAAAGAGCAGACCUACCUCUGGGUUCACUGCAGGGAUCUGCAGGUAAAGCACUGCCUUUCAGUGCUUUGUUUAAACCUAAGGGCUCAGUGGUGUCACAUCUCCAAAGGGAUUUAGGGAGUUGGACCCCUGUCAGUGCCAGUGAAGUGUGUGGGUUCAUACGUGGGGUGCCAUGUACUGGGGUGUCCUCAGGGACAGAGAGAUACCAAGCAAAGGUAACAUCAGGACUGAGCUGCCAAGCGAAUCCCCUGUGAGCAGGAUGCAAAUGCCUUCUUGGGCUUUGCCUCCAAGCACUUCUUCCUGCAAACAAGCAAAGUUGGGCAAAUCCUCGCCUUUUUGCCCUCAGCCAUUUCUACUAACCAAGUGAUGCUUUGGACCUGCUUCCAGAUACCAUGGGUAUGAGUGUGGGAUCUGCGGGGCUGCAGGUUGACAGCCCUCCCACACAAUCCCAUCCUGCGUAACGCAGCUGCAAACCUCAAGUGGUGGUUGGAUCUAUCUAUGCAUGUUUGGGGGCUUGGGUUUUAGUUCCAGCCAGGUCCCCAGCUCUGUUGCCUGCUGCCAGCACAGAAGCAUGUCUGCGUUAUCACAAACCCUGCUCCUGUUGGGUGAUGGAGGGGAAGGGGCUGCACAGGGAGAAGAAAACACUUCCAGGUGGAAAACAGUGAUUUUUACUUCUCAUAACCUCAGUCUUCCUAUGAGCUGGCAUAUGCAAUGUGUGGAAAGAAGCUCUUCCUCUUCUCUUGGCCUUCGGGUAAGCUCCCAGCCACAGCUCCGUCACUUCCUCAAGUGGUUUCACUGGCUGCAUGGUGAGAGCCUCCAGGAUCUCUUGUGCUGGCGUGGCUUCCUUCCCAUGGGGCUCCCAACGGAGCGCAUGUGCGUGCCUGCCUCUGGAUGCUGAAGCAUCUUGCAUCCCCUCCGUCUUCCUCCUUGCUUUCUUGGAAACAACUUCUUAAUAUCCCCAUGCCUUCCUCAGCUGUACAGCAGCCUGUGGGCUUCAUUUAUACAAUCAAGCCCUGCUGCAAAACACUCCCGUGAAGCAAUCUUGUUGGCGAGUAGGAAUACAGGGAGUACAUAAUAACUUUUCUAACCUUAAGCAAGUUGUUAGCCCUUGCUCAAUAUCCUUCGUAAUGAAGUCUGCACUAGACUUGUAAUGUAAAAGCCUUACCUAACAAGACAAUGAAGGUGAAGUCCCCGUGGUGUACAUCUGGUUGCUAAUACUGGAAUCAGUGCUAUUGUAAAAAAUACCUUUUUACUUUAAGUUAAGCUUGGAGGUGUGAUUAGAAGUUCUGUUUAUUUUUGGUUUUCCACAUUGUAACAUUAAUUUAUGGCUGAGUUUCAUUCAGUCCUGUAUUCAGACGUGCAGUACAGGUAUUAGUGAUGUGUUGUCUGUAACAUGGAACUAUAGAGUAGCCAAUUUGUAAGAAAAAGAACAAAAUGGAAAGAAAAAA